UGCAGUAGCAGACUAUGGGUUCCGAGAGGGAGCAGGCGGCUUUCAUCCGUUCCAGCCGCUAGCGGCGGGGCUGACCGCGCUGGCCGCACCGGCGCACAGCCGCGGGGCCGCAGCGCACCGAGCGCGGCCGCCCGCCGUGCCUGCGCCGAGAGCGCCGGGGGCGGUGCCGGCGGCGGCGGCCCGGGAGCGGCGGCGUCAAAUGUUCUUCCUGCCUGACUUGGGGACCUUCACCAUGGGCAUGUGGUCUGUUGGCCUUGGAGCCAUUGGUGCGGCUGUGACAGGCAUCGUCCUUGCUAACACUGACUUGUUUUUGUCCAAGCCAGAAAAGGCUACACUGGAGUUUUUAGAGGAGAUAGAGCUAAAAACCUUGGGACCAGAACAAAGGACAUUCAAAGCAGGUGAACUAUGGAAGGAGAAUGGUGCAGUGAUCAUGGCUGUACGAAGACCUGGAUGAUUUUUGUGCAGAGAGGAGGCUUCUGAGCUCUCCUCUCUGAAACCCCAGCUGUCCAAGCUGGGUGUCCCUCUCUAUGCAGUUGUGAAAGAGAAGAUAGGGACUGAAGUGGAGGAUUUUCAGCAUUAUUUCAAAGGAGAAAUCUUUCUGGAUGAAAAGAAAGGCUUUUAUGGUCCACGCAGACGAAAAAUGAUGUUGUCGGGCUUUUUCCGCUUGGGAGUUUGGCAAAAUUUCUUCCGUGCAUGGAGAAAUGGAUAUAGUGGAAACCUGGAAGGAGAAGGAUUCACGCUGGGAGGUGUAUAUGUGAUUGGGGCAGGAAGACAGGGUGUUUUACUGGAGCAUCGUGAGAAGGAAUUUGGAGACAAAGUCAGCCUUCCAUCUGUCCUUGAAGCUGCUGAGAAGAUAAAACCACAAGCUUCAUAAGUGGAAAAACAGUUGCACAUGUUUCUGAUUAGAGCUUGAAGUGUAGAAUGUACCCAUGUCUUGAAUGUGUGGUGUAAUUGCUUAACUGUUUAGGGACAAUGCACAGAAAAAGUUCUCUAGUCAAACACAGAAACUGCUGAAAAUCCUCUUGGAUUGUUUUUGGUUCCUUUGCAGCCUUCCAGGUGGUCAGGGUUUCGACUGGUCCUUUGUAUCUGACUGUAUUAAUGAAGGGCUGGGUCUAAAAUCUGACCAAGCCUCGAUGUUUUCAGUCAGAGACAGCUGUUUGAAAACCUGUCUACCUAGGGAAACAAAACUCUGCUAAGGCUGUGGUAAUGGAGUACCAGCUGAGGGGAAAAGAUAAUAAAACUUUAUGUGAAUGAAA
Molecule: messenger RNA, 1256 nt
Organism: Prinia subflava (tawny-flanked prinia)
Lineage: Eukaryota; Metazoa; Chordata; Aves; Passeriformes; Cisticolidae
Gene: PRXL2A
Product: peroxiredoxin like 2A
Exons: 6
Molecular function (GO): antioxidant activity
Source: RefSeq, a predicted model, not a curated record